Messenger RNA from Danaus chrysippus (African queen), 1536 nucleotides. The record is from the annotation of a GenBank genome assembly. Lineage: Eukaryota; Metazoa; Arthropoda; Insecta; Lepidoptera; Nymphalidae.
AUGGGGCGACGUUCAAUAAAUACCACCAAGAGUGGUAAAUAUAUGAACCCUACUGACCAAGCACGAAAAGAAGCUAGAAAAAAGGAAUUAAAGAAGAAUAAGAGGCAAAGACAGAUGGUCCGGGCUGCGGUGCUUAAAAUGAAAGAUCCAACUCAAAUACUUGAGGAACUGCAGAAAAUUGAUGAAAUGGAGUACAAUGUCCUUCAGCCGUCACCACUUAAUGAGAAAGUACUUAAAGAGAAAAGAAAAAAGUUAAAGGAAACCUUUGAUAGAGUUCUAAAGAUGUAUGAUAAAGAUGAUCCAGAAAAAUGGGUGGAGCUAAAAAAACAGGAAAUGGAAUAUGAAACGCGCAGGGCCCAUUUAAUAUCAUACUAUGAAUCUGUGAAACAUGCACAAUCUGUGCAAGUUGAUGACAUCCCUUUACCAACACUGCAGGUUCCCGACAAUCUUAUUUAUGGGAAUGUACCCUCACAGAUACCAUUGCCCUUAGAUUCAAUUCAUCCAAACUUGCCUGUUCGACCUAUACUGAAGAAGGACUCUGUAUAUAGGGAGAGGCCGUCAGGUGUGGAGCCUCCCGGAGUUCCCCCCGGCCCUCCGCCCGACUUGGAGUCAUUGCUCGGCCUCGAGGGCAACAAGAAGGACAAACACAAGGAAAAGAAGAGCAUCAGAUUCUCAGACCUACCGGAGGAACCUCCGGGAGAACAUAGACUUCAGAAAAUCCCUAAUCAUGAGGAUGCUGAGGAUGCAGGGGAUGCAGAUAAGCAGACUCACGCUCCUAAACCGACAUCACUUCAACAAAGAAUGUUGAUGUUGUCCGGACAGAACAUUGAUGACUUCAUGAAAGAGAUGGAAGAAGUUCAUCGCAAGAGAGAGAGAGAUAGAGCAGCGGAUUUGAGUGCCAGACUGACUGCCCUUAAACGUACCGGUGGAAACCGUGACAGUGAUUCCGACAGCGACAAUGAGACCCACGGUCAUCAUCACCACGACUUCACGCCUGAACCACCGGGGGCUGAACUACGACAGAUACCACCGCUCAUACCACCAGGGCUUCGCCCUCCAAUGCUUCGUCCGCCUGGAGUCCCUCCCGGGGCGCCGCCCGGCCCUCCUCCCGGAUCACAUCCUGCACCACAUGCUGGAGGCCUGAUGCUGCCCCCGGGUCCCCCGCCGGGUCUCCCCCGCGCCGCUCUCCGUCCGCCGGGCCCCCCGCCGGGCGCUCCGCCCCGUCUGAGGCCCCCUCACGCUCCGCUAACAACCCACGCCCCCCUCGCGCCACAUGUAUCAGUACUAUCAGCCGCGCCGCAGCUCAUCACCAAGAAAGACGCUGUUCAAGGUGCGACGAUCAGUGCGAAGCCUCAAAUAAGGAAUCUAUCAGCGGACGUGACCCGCUUCGUUCCUUCGGCUUUGCGCGUUAAGAGAGACGAUAAGAAAUGUAAGCCGGACAUUAGAUCGACCUUACACCGCCCGCCAGAGACGAGACAGCCCAGCAAGGACGACGCAUACAUGCAGUUCAUGAAGGAAAUGGAGGGGCUGUUAUAG